AUGGUGGAUUAUUUGGUGAAAGCAGAGGAAUUUGAGAAGAAAGCAGAGAAGAAGCUCAAUGAUGCUGCAAUGCUUCUCGAACAUGCAGCUAAUUCCUACAAACUCGCCAAAUCUUGGGAUUUAGCAGGAAAAGCUAAUUCAGAGAACAAACAUGAUGCUGCAUACGCCUAUGCUCAAGCCGCUAAAUCCUUCAAGAAAGUGAAUGCAAAUGAGGCUGCAUCUUGUUUAGAGCAUGCAGUGAAUAUAUAUUGCGAGAUAGGAAUGCUUGGCAUGGCUGCAGGAAUUUAUAAGGAACUCGCUGAGUUUUAUGAAUCCGAUCAGAAUAUGGAAAAGUCUAUUGCUUAUUAUGAAAAGGCAGCUGAAUUUUAUCAAACUGAAGAAGUAACUACUUCUGCUAACUAUUGCAAGCUAAAGAUCACGCAAUAUUCUGCCCAAUCAGAGCAAUAUGAGAAGGCAAUAAAGAUCUAUGAAGAAAUAGCUCAACAAUGUCUCAAGAAUACUUUGCUUAAGUAUGGAGUUAAAGGGUAUCUUCUCAACGCUGGUCUUUGUCAUCUACGCAAAGCUGGUGUUAUUUCCAUUACCAAUGCCUUGGAGAAAUAUAAGGAUUUGGAUCCAACUUUUUCAAGAACGCGAGAAUGCAAGUUUUUGGUGGAUAUUGCUGGGUCCAUUGAUGAGGAAGAUGUUGCCAAGUUCACAGAUGUUGUCAAGGGAUUUGAUAGCAUGACGCCUUUGGAUUCUUGGAAGACAACAUUGUUAUUAAGAGUGAAGGAGAAGCUGAAGGCAAUGGAGCUUGAUGAGGAUGACUUAACUUAA
Messenger RNA from Arabis nemorensis, 813 nucleotides. The record is from the annotation of a GenBank genome assembly. Lineage: Eukaryota; Viridiplantae; Streptophyta; Magnoliopsida; Brassicales; Brassicaceae.